GGCGUCAAUCGCAAUUUAUCUGCUGCACGCCAUUUUGUCUUUGUCGUUUGUCGAUGGUUUGUAGACACAACCUGAGCAUACAGUUUAUUAUUGUAAAAGUUUAUUAUUUUCUUACGCUAAAAAUCAGUUAUUAAAAUAGAAAUAACGUGAAUAAAUAUAAAAAAAUAUUUAAAAAAUGAGUUACGGUCGUCCUCCUCCCCGUAUUGACGGGAUGGUGUCUUUGAAAGUUGAUAAUUUAACUUACAGAACAACGCCGGAGGAUUUGCGACGUGUGUUCGAGAGAUGCGGAGAAGUUGGUGAUAUUUAUAUUCCCAGAGACCGAUUCACCCGCGAAAGCCGUGGGUUCGCAUUUGUCAGAUUUUAUGACAAACGUGAUGCUGAAGACGCACUCGACGCAAUGGAUGGACGUCUUCUAGAUGGAAGGGAACUUCGUGUACAGAUGGCUCGUUACGGAAGGCCAACUUCACCUCACCGGAGCCGUGGAAGUCGCCGCCGAGGAAGAUCACGUAGUCGCAGCCGGGAUCGCCGACGGUCUCGUUCAAGAUCCAAGUCUAGGUCACGAAGCCGUGACCGUGACCGCAGACGUUCCUACAGCCGUAGUCACAGUCGUUCCCGCUCGGAUAGCAAAAGCUCCCGAGGUAAAUCUCACUCACGCAGUAAAUCUGCCGAAAGAGAGAAUAGCCGAUCUAAGUCUAGGGACUGAACUGGCUAAUGGUGUAUGAAAGUACAACAAAAUGAGAUGCACGUGUUCCGAGUUUGCAAUGCAGUUUAUUCUGACAUUGAAAAAAUAAGAAAAGGUAUAAUAAAUACUCUAAAUACCUAAAUCACACUAGCACAUUCGCAUCUUUUGAUCAUUUUCGUAUUAAUUAUUUCGACGCACUUCUUUGGGAUUUUAAUAAUAAAUGAAUUAUAAAUCCAAAUUAAUUUUAUAAUAUAAAUAUAAACAUAAUACUAGAGCUACAAUUUAUAUUUAACAGAAAAAAAAACUAUUUCCAAGUCAAUUUUUCUAAUCUAUUCCUUAAUCGCGUUGGAAUUUUUUUUUUAUAUUUCUAAAUAGUGUGUUAAAAGUUACUUCGUAUUUAUCUCGCAAGCUUUAUUAUCAAUUAAAGUUGAAUAUAUAUUAAACAAUGUGAGUUUUUGUAUAAAAACAAAAAGAAAAAAAAUCAAUACAACUAUUUCAACACCAAUAUCUCUAACUAACUGUUAUCUGUUUUUUUUCUUUUUUUACGUUAUGUAUUUUGUUUAACGCGAAUCAAAUAAACUAACUCCCCUCGGGUAUUCUCUUGUUGACUAAAUAUUUGUGGACACUUGAAGUCGUCACGUUUAGUAAAAUGAAUUGUCCAAAAUUAAUAAUUGAUAUAGACAAAGUUUAACUGAUUAAUUAAAUGAAUUAAACUUAUCGUAUUUAAUAUACUUAACUUGAUAUCAAUAGAAUUUUAUUGUGUAGAUUUUUGUUUUGAAAAUUUUUUUUCUUUGUUCAAAUUAUUUCUUAGACGAUAAGUUUUGCAUUUUACUGUAACUAUCACUUACAGAUUUAUUUAUGUAACGUUUGCCAUUUGUAAUAAACUAUAUUAAAGAUAAAAAACAAUAAUUCUGAAUACAAA
Cotesia glomerata is the source of this 1604-nucleotide messenger RNA. RefSeq names its product serine/arginine-rich splicing factor 2-like (gene SC35). NCBI's taxonomy places the organism in Eukaryota, Metazoa, Arthropoda, Insecta, Hymenoptera, Braconidae. The transcript has 4 exons. The coding region runs from base 176 to 703 and encodes 175 amino acids. The record is from RefSeq and is a predicted model, not a curated record. Gene Ontology annotation, molecular function: RNA binding.